ACUCUCGGCCCCGCGCCGCUGCCACGCACGCCGCUUGCAGCUGCCACCGGGGACCCCACAACACUGCACAGCCGCACAGCCUUGUGGGGUUUGGCGCUGCGGGCGCCGCGGCGCCGCGACCCCCCGCAGGGCUGGGCCGGGCUGCAUGAGGGCCACGCAAAGAACCUCAUUUUGUUCUCGUCGGGACAGCGGCCGUGA
This is a messenger RNA of Monoraphidium neglectum, 198 nucleotides long. RefSeq lists its product as hypothetical. The transcript has a single exon. The annotation marks the transcript as partial. Lineage: Eukaryota; Viridiplantae; Chlorophyta; Chlorophyceae; Sphaeropleales; Selenastraceae. The record is from RefSeq and is a predicted model, not a curated record.